This is a messenger RNA of Exaiptasia diaphana, 2005 nucleotides long. Its product is annotated as degenerin-like protein unc-105. The coding region runs from base 7 to 1110 and encodes 367 amino acids. The record is from RefSeq and is a predicted model, not a curated record. Gene Ontology annotation, molecular function: sodium channel activity. Gene Ontology annotation, biological process: sodium ion transport. NCBI's taxonomy places the organism in Eukaryota, Metazoa, Cnidaria, Anthozoa, Actiniaria, Aiptasiidae. Gene Ontology annotation, cellular component: membrane. The transcript is spliced from 7 exons.
AUUAAUAUGUUGAGAAAAAGAAAGAUCUUGGGAAAAGAUGCUCAAGCAUUUUUAGACUCAAAUAACGACGUGAUUCCUGGUAUUAAAAAAACUCGCUAUGCAAAUAAAACGUUUAAUCUUGAGAAGGCAAUAGUUGAGAAUGGCCACCAAUUGAAGGACAUGAUUGUAAAGUGYACUUGGGGCCUUCAGAAAUAUUGCUCAGAGGACGACUUUACUAUAUUCUACUCCACCGAAAGRGGUUUGUGUUAUACAUUCAAUUCCGGCCAAAAGGAACCUGCUUUGAGCGUCUCAGGAACUGGACCACAAAAUGGAUUGGUUCUGUCUCUAAACGCACAGCCUGAUGAGUACUAUGGCUAUCAUAGCUAUGAGAGCUAUGGGUUCAAAGUUAUAGUACAUGACCAGGGAGAGAUUCCACUACCGGUUGACGUGUAUGGGUCAACGUGCUCGGCUGGGCAUACCCUAGAAUUGUCAGUUAGUAAACAUAAGAUUAUUAGAUUAGGAGAACCACCAGCCAAGAAAUGUGAAGACAAAGAUGGCUAUUCUGAAAAGAUGUGCAUCAUGAACUGCAAAAGGAAAUUGACAGCUGAAAAUUGUGGCUGCAAACAGCCUUUUAAAACAACAGAAGAUGAUUACUUUUCAAAAGUACCGAACUGCAACCCAGUCAAUAAAACCGUUGAUAAAUGCCUCAAGAUCACCUAUGCGCAAACGACUCGAAAAUGCAAAGACAAGUGCCUUCCAAAAUGCGACGAGGUGGUUUACAUGAAAUCCAGUUCGGUCUCAUUGUACCCGACAUCAYAUUUUUGGUCUGAUGUUAAAAAAUACAAAGACUUAAAUCCAAUGCUUAACCAAUCUUUUGGGAAGUUUGUCCAUACAGGAAAAAAUACAGUUCCCCUUGCACGUGUUAAAGUGUUUUAUGAAACCAUGGAAGUCAUAUCAAGGGUGCAGUUACGUGCCUACGAUAUUGAAGAUUUUUUAGGUGAUUUGGGAGGUUUGCUUGGUUUGUGUCUUGGUUGCAGCAUUCUUACUAUGGGUGAAGUCGUCGAUGCCAUCGUUUCCUGGUGUUUGAUGAGCAGGCGCAAUAAAAAUCGCGUUGUCGAUUUCAAAAAGUAAUGUCCAGCGAUUUACGCUUAUCGCUCCAGCGGUCUGCUGCAUUACAAUGACAUUUAAACAAGAGUAUUGGCAACAGAAAAUACCUUGUAUAUGCAUGUUUUAAAUCUAACGCUAAACACUUAUCGCACUCAACCACACUUCAAUAGGUUUUCUUGGCAAAGAUCAAUAUGUAUUUUAAUUAAUAAUCUGGCUGCUUUGCCAAUUCACUUAAAAGUGAUUUCAUUAAUGCUCAAUAUAAUGCGGGCACUUUAUUCUUUAAUCAAUCAAUAAACAAACCACAUAGUUUCCCUAUUUAGAUUUAAUCUUUUUAGUCUUUUUUUGAUAUUCUUGUUUAUCACAAUAUACAUUACAUACAUACACUACAGAUUACAAAAUAGUACAAUAGACAAAAAUAUUGACAGAUUUGUGAGUCGCAGUGUGCCACUCUAGAUGAUCUAUAUAAGAGUACAUGUUGACGGUACUAUUAUAUAUUUAGCUCAAGUCGUAAUGUUUUUAUUUUGUUUUGUUUUCCUCGUUGGGCAAAUUUAGAUUAUUAUAAAUGACAUACGCAUAAUUACUACACUUUUAAGCGUAAAUAAUAAUUUCCAUUCUUUAAUUAGUUGUUUAGUAAUUUUUGAGGAUCUUUUGAAACCCAGCUGGGAUUUGUAAUCUCAUAUAUCAUCAUAUAUCUCAUAUAUCUGCUUAAAAGGGCUGCUUGCAUGAGGAAGGUUCCCUGUAGGCCUAGUAGGGCUAAUUUCUUGCAUUUUAAAUCCUCCAGGGAAAAGAAAAGUAUUCAGCUAGCCUUAUAUUCUAACUAGAGGCAUCCAAUGCCAUGCAAGCAUCCCCUGUGACUAACAUGUACAUCCAGAUAGGUCACCAACAGGGUUUUAUUAUUGAGAAAAUAAAAGAGCUGGUU